AUGGGCAAGUCAUUCGCAUCCCUCAACGCUGCCCUGCUCAGGCGGGCACAACUACUGGCAGACUGUGGGCCAGUAUUGGUCAUCUGCCCAACAAGCUGCGUGGACCAAUGGUCCUCUGAGGUUCAGAAACACUUCAACGAGGAAACACGACCUCGGUGCAUGGCCCUCCACCAGAAAGAAACUAGUCCUAAAGACAUUGUGAAAAUGGAUAUCGUCAUCGAAAGUCAUGGCUUCGUGAGGCAACGGUUCACCGAGGCCACGGAGUACAUUGCAUGGUUCAAGCUCAAGGACUUCGUACCUCAACGGGACAUCGACUCAGAUGGACAUUCGCAUCCGAGGUAA
This is a messenger RNA of Clonostachys solani, 342 nucleotides long. The record is from the annotation of a GenBank genome assembly. NCBI's taxonomy places the organism in Eukaryota, Fungi, Ascomycota, Sordariomycetes, Hypocreales, Bionectriaceae.